AUGAGGAUUGAUGAUGGUGGGCAAAGAGAUGUUAGUCUCACAGAGGAACAAGCAGAAAUCUACUUUCGGUCUGUUGCAAGUAGCGAAGAUCUGAUCAGUCAAGUUUUCUCCACACCCAGUGAUAAGAGUGCAACAGAAGCUUCUUUGAGUUUGAUAACCGGACUUGGGGAUCAUGUGUUCCCUCCCCCACACAUCAGAGAUGGAGAGGCAGAACAUCGCGGAAUGAUGAAGAGAAUUCAUGUUUUUGACAUGGAUGAUCUUGAAGAGCGAAUGCCACAAGCUAGAUUUACACCAGUUGCAAAUCCCCAAAAGACAGGAGAGAUGUUGGAAAUUUGGUUCACCCGGGCAAUGGGCUCCAUAGCAAGUGGGGUGGGGAGGACAGAGACUUAUGAAACCCCCGGUCCAGUUGAACAUGAGAGAUCAGGUAAGCCUAAUCCAGAUUCUAGGCUCCCCAAAGUCGCAGAUACAGAGCGGAUGAGUGACCUGAGAUCGUCUAAGCACUAUACCAAAAGCAUGCCAUCACAAUCCCUAACUGCUGCUCUACUUGAUUGUCACAAAGUCAUACCUCCUAAAGUACCCAACUUCUCCACCAUAGCCAAAGAACACAAUGUUGUACGCACCACCCUUAGUUGCAACUACUACAAAUCCCUCCAUGAAAUCCCACCUGAUGGUCGAUCCAACCAAUCGCAUCUUGAUGAACAUGAGGAAGCUUACAAACCAAUCUUUGAGGAAUACUUUGAUAUUGAAUCUCGGAUACUUCCCCUUGAGGAGACACUCAAGUCCGACCCGGCAAAAGCGCGCAUAGAUGGAUCUCGAGAAUUUGUCACCCUCAUUGCUGCUAUCUGCGCUGAUAGCACUGCCCUUCCUCCUGCUCUCAUCUACAAAGGGGUAUACGGCCAGGUAUGCGAAAGCCGGACUUCUGAGGUUCUCCCAAGCAGUGAGAUCUUUAUGGCUGCUUCGGAAAAAGGGUGGACGGAUGACAAUCUUGGGCUUCAAUGGCUAACCGAAGGUUUUGAUAAAAGUGAGGUCACACCUGACAACACAAGUGGGAAAUUGUACAAGGCGUUCCGGUCUUUAUCUGCGGAUCAUCACCUCAUGAAAUCAAAGUUGGACAAUCUGGAGCAGGCGAUAUCACACACAAGGAGAAAGAAGACGGCUCGAAAGUAUGUAGCGGAUCAAACAGAAGGUGGGGUAGCAUUCUUAGGGCCACAACAGUUUCAAGAGGCAAGGGAGGAGUUUGAGCGAGAGGAAGCAGAAGCGGAGGAAGCAGAGAGAUUGAAGGCUGUUGCUGCAGAGGAGCGUGCAGAGAAGAAGAGACAACAGGAGGAAGAGACAAGGGUGCGAAGAGCAGCAGUGGCUGCAGCUAGAGCUGAGAAGAAGAGGAAGCAGGAAGAAGAGAAGGAGAAAAAGAAACAAGAUCAAGAGCUCAGGAAAGUGGAGAAAGCGCUACAAACAUUGGCUGCAUUUGAAGCAAAAAGAUCUGCGGGUUUGUCUAGACGUAGGGGAGGAGGAGGUUCAAGUAAAACAGGUGCAGGACAAUCCUCUAUGUCAGUGGAUGUGGAUAUGGAAGAGGUGCCGCAAUUUCCUGAUACCGAGGUGCCAGGGCCGGCCGAACCGACAUUAGGAUUUUCCCCCACCACGAAACUCCCGACGUUCAACUUAUCCUCUGAACUUUAUUCAAUCGUCUCUGGUUUACUGCAUUUAUCCCACGAUCCAGCAUUGUAUGCUCCAUGGAGGAAGUCAAUCGAAGUGUAUCUACAGAUAGGUGACAUGUGGAAUAUCGUCACAGGUAAUGAUACCGAACCUAGUCGCGUAGGGGUUAGGCCGACAGAUGAGAGGGCCGGUUCAGUACCUCUUAGCACUCCCUUUGCAGGGCAAGUGGGUACUCAAUGGGGAACUACGGCUAACUAUGCCGUGGAGUUGGUCUCAGUGGUUCAGGGUGAUGGUGAAAGGAGGGUUGGUGAUGGUAGUUGUCAGGGAUGUUACGACAUGGCUUGUGACAUCCGUGGUAAGUUGCAGCUUGACUUCCACAAAGGAGAACUAGCAAGAGUCUUAGGGCAAGAGGAAGGUAUGAGCGGUUGGAUCGUACAGUACAAAUUGAAUGGUUCAAUUGCGGAUUACGUUCGACCUUCAACUAUGGUACAAGAUUGUGUUCCCGCACGGUUGGUACCGAAUGUGAAUACAAAUACAACUACAGUCACUCCUACAACACUUCCUGAUCCCCUUCCUGGUCCACUUCCUACACCUGUCAUGACCCUAUUCAUCAUGACAUCCCCAUCCAAGGGUCCGGCCCAUUCCUCAGAGAGAAAGGUUCUCAGUGAAGUCUCACAGAAGUCUCGCAGAAGAGAAUGGAGGUUUAAGCCUCACUUUUAUUCAAGAUAUCACGUUUUGAUUCAAAGUAUGACGUAA
This is a messenger RNA of Tremella mesenterica DSM 1558, 2409 nucleotides long. RefSeq lists its product as uncharacterized. The coding region runs from base 1 to 2409 and encodes 802 amino acids. The transcript has 15 exons. NCBI's taxonomy places the organism in Eukaryota, Fungi, Basidiomycota, Tremellomycetes, Tremellales, Tremellaceae. Gene Ontology annotation, molecular function: nucleic acid binding. The record is from RefSeq and is a predicted model, not a curated record.